This is a messenger RNA of Pelecanus crispus (Dalmatian pelican), 924 nucleotides long. It is a transcript of the gene PPP1R3D, whose product is annotated as protein phosphatase 1 regulatory subunit 3D. Gene Ontology annotation, molecular function: protein phosphatase 1 binding; glycogen binding. The record is from RefSeq and is a predicted model, not a curated record. Gene Ontology annotation, cellular component: protein phosphatase type 1 complex. Gene Ontology annotation, biological process: regulation of glycogen biosynthetic process. Lineage: Eukaryota; Metazoa; Chordata; Aves; Pelecaniformes; Pelecanidae.
AUGGAGGUACGCGGUCCUCGGAGGAACCCCAGCUACCUCUCUGAUCUCUACCAGAACAUGUUACGGGCUGAAGAAGCACUGGGACGAGGGCAGCAGCAGCCCCCAGCAGUCUAUAGAAAUAGCAGCAUGACUCUUAGGAGCAGUACCCCGGCCAAGGGGGGCCCCCAGCCAAGUAAUCUUCAGAGCAGCACUUCCUCCAGCUGUGAUCCGGUGUUACGGCCCAUCAUACGCCGCCGAGCAAGAUCUUUGCCUACGUCGCCUGAAAGAAGGAAGCGGGCAGCAGUGCAGUGUCAAGUUCCUGGGUGCCAGAGUCCUAGGAACCGGGUGAGAUUUGCUGAUGCUUUGGGCUUGGAGCUCACUGAAGUGAAAGUUUUCCAGACUGGGGAGGAUCCAUCGAUCCCCUUGCAUGUCCUUUCUAGGCUCUCCAUAAACUCAGACCUCUGGUACAGCAGCUCGGACUUGGAGUUUACCAUGCAGUGCUUGGUCCCGGACUUCCAGCAGCCUGCAGACUGUAUGGAUUUCUCCUCCCGACUUCAGGAGCAGCAGGUGUGUCUUGAACGAGUGACCAGCUCAGAUUUGGGGCUCAGUGGCACCAUCCAGGUUUGCAAUGUUGCUUUUGAGAAGCAGGUAUCUGUGCGAUACACCUUCAACGAGUGGAAAAGCAUCCAUGAAGUGUGUGCUCAUUGGCACAGCAGCAUCCCUGAGAAAAACGGGCACGGUCAGGUUGAUGUUUUCACUUUCUUUCUCCCUGUGCCUCCUUUCCUCCUUCAGCUGUGCUCUGUAGUCCAGUUUGCAGCAAGGUACCAAGUCAACGGCCGGGAGUAUUGGGAUAACAACAGAGGCAAAAACUACAGUCUCACCUGCCGGACUCACCCCCUUAAGAUGCCUAGAGAAUGUGAGGAGAGCUGGAUCCACUUCAUCUGA